Molecule: messenger RNA, 1553 nt
Organism: Drosophila pseudoobscura
Lineage: Eukaryota; Metazoa; Arthropoda; Insecta; Diptera; Drosophilidae
Exons: 2
Coding region: 97-1386 (429 amino acids)
Biological process (GO): negative regulation of protein sumoylation
Molecular function (GO): calcium ion binding
Source: RefSeq, a predicted model, not a curated record
GAUUUUGUGUAUAAAUAGUGUCGUUAGGUCUGGUUUGAAAACAGAAUCAACUUUGGAUUAAUCUAACAUACAUCGUCUUGGACAUCUUCUGGGAAAAUGAAAUUCUUUGUCAUUGCCUUUGCUGUGAUCGCAGCUGCUUCGGCGGCCUCCAUUGCCACGGAUUACCUGCCCCCAGUGGACAACAACCUCGAAGCCGCCUCCGAGCAGGUCGAGCUGCCCGCCGCCGAGCAGGGUCUUCUCUCCGAUGAUGGAUACCGCUACAAGACCGUCCGCCGCCUCAAGCUCCGCCACCGUCGUGACGUGAACGAGCUGCCCACCGCCGAGUACCUGCCCCCAGUUGAGGAAGCAUCCGAGGCUGUUGCCGUCGAGACUCCUUUGGCCGAUGAUGGAUACCGCUACAAGACUGUCCGUCGUGUGAUCCGUCGCCGUCGUGACGUGAACGAGCUCCCCACCGCCGAGUACCUGCCCCCUGUGGAGGAGGCCUCUGAGGCUGUUGCCGUUGAGACUCCCCUGGCUGAUGAUGGCUACCGUUACAAGACUGUCCGCCGUGUGAUCCGUCGCCGCCGUGAUGUCAACGAGCUCCCCACCGCCGAGUACCUGCCCCCAGUUGAGGAAGCCUCUGAGUCCGUGGCUGUCGAGACUCCCCUGGCCGAUGAUGGAUACCGCUACAAGACUGUCCGUCGUGUGAUCCGUCGCCGUCGUGAUGUCAACGAGCUCCCCACCGCCGAGUACCUGCCCCCUGUGGAGGAGGCCUCUGAGGCUGUUGCCGUUGAGACUCCCCUGGCUGAUGAUGGCUACCGUUACAAGACCGUCCGCCGUGUGAUCCGUCGCCGCCGUGACGUGAACGAGCUCCCCACCGCCGAGUACCUGCCCCCAGUUGAGGAAGCCUCUGAGGCUGUUGCCGUUGAGACUCCCCUGGCUGAUGAUGGCUACCGUUACAAGACCGUCCGCCGUGUGAUCCGUCGUCGUCGUGACGUGAACGAGCUAUCCGCCGAGUACCUGCCCCCUGUGGAGGAGGCCUCUGAGGCUGUUGCCGUCGAGACUCCCCUGGCUGAUGAUGGCUACCGCUACAAGACUGUCCGCCGUGUGAUCCGUCGCCGCCGUGACGUGAACGAGCUCCCUACCGCCGAGUACUUGCCCCCUGUGCAGGAAGCAUCCGAAGCCGUUGCCGUCGAGACUCCCCUGGCCGAUGAUGGAUACCGCUACAAGACUGUCCGUCGUGUGAUCCGUCGUCGUCGUGAUGUCAACGAGCUUUCCGCCGAGUACCUGCCCCCCGUGGAGGAGGCCGCUUCUGCCGUCAUCGAUGUGCCUGCCGAGCAGACCAUCCUGGCCAACGAUGGAUACCGCUACAAGACCGUCCGCCGCCUGAAGCUCCGUCGCCACUAAACCGCCACCAGUCGAACACCCACCGCACAGCAUUUGAGAAUGUCAGGGAUGGGAUAUCCUACCCCGAAGUCCUUCCGUUGAAAUCUCAUCGCAUAAUGAAAUCUAACCAUAAGUCGAGCGUAUUAGUACAAAAACGAAUUAACAAUAAAAUUUUUUUUCAAAAACAA